Molecule: messenger RNA, 963 nt
Organism: Gracilinanus agilis (Agile Gracile Mouse Opossum)
Lineage: Eukaryota; Metazoa; Chordata; Mammalia; Didelphimorphia; Didelphidae
Gene: RHOU
Product: ras homolog family member U
Exons: 3
Coding region: 87-893 (268 amino acids)
Biological process (GO): small GTPase-mediated signal transduction
Molecular function (GO): GTP binding; GTPase activity
Source: RefSeq, a predicted model, not a curated record
CCAGACUUCCCUCUCCCAGUUCUCGGAGCGCUCUGCGCCGGGUCCCUUUUAUCCCCUUAGCUUCCUUGCCAGCGGGAGAGAGACCAAUGCCGCCGCAACAGGGAGAAGCGGACUACAUCAGCAAGCCAGUACCAGGCUGUUGCAGCUGCGAGGUGCCUCCCGUGCCCCCGCGCCGGGUGCGCAGCAGCCGGGGCGCAGCCGCAGCCGCCCUCGGGGCAGCCCUGGGGAACCGCUGCCGGGCUGGGGGCGCGGAGCGGCGUAGCAUCAAGUGCGUGCUGGUCGGGGACGGCGCGGUGGGCAAGACGAGUCUGGUGGUGAGCUACACCACCAAUGGGUACCCAACGGAGUACAUCCCUACCGCCUUCGACAACUUCUCGGCUGUGGUAUCUGUGGAUGGCAGGCCAGUGAGACUGCAGCUCUGUGACACAGCUGGCCAGGAUGAGUUUGACAAGCUCCGGCCUCUGUGCUACACCAACACGGACAUCUUUUUGCUCUGCUUCAGCGUGGUAAGCCCUUCGUCCUUUCAGAAUGUGAGUGAGAAGUGGGUCCCGGAGAUUCGCUGUCACUGCCCCAAAGCCCCCAUUAUACUGGUUGGCACCCAGUCAGACCUCCGAGAAGAUGUCAAAGUCCUCAUUGAACUGGACAAAUGCAAAGAGAAACCAGUGGCGGAGGAGGCUGCUAAGCUGUGUGCGGAGGAGAUCAAAGCUGCCUCUUACAUCGAGUGCUCUGCCUUGACUCAGAAAAACCUCAAAGAGGUCUUUGAUGCAGCCAUUGUGGCUGGCAUUCAGCACUCGGACACUCAACAGCAACCAAAGAAGUCCAAGAACAGGACUCCAGAUAAAAUGAAAAAUAUCUCCAAAUCUUGGUGGAAGAAAUAUUGCUGUUUGGUAUAGUGCUGCUGGCCAGAGACCCCAAAAAGCUAUUUUUAGAAGAAAUACAAAUUAGAAGCUAUAUUAGCUUAAA